CCCGGGAGCCCCGGAGCCCCGGAGUGGUGUGCGUGGCUCGGCCUCCGCGUGCGCAGCCCGUGCGUGGGGGCGGGCCGGAGCGGAGGCGUUGGUCCCGCCACGUUUGGCCCGGCCAUUCCGGCUGCGGCGCCAGGCGGGGGCGGGAUACAAAAGGGGGUGGUGCUGGCGCUGCAGCCGGAUCCGGAUGCGGCGCUGGGACCGGCGUGGAGACUGACGCGCCUGGAGGGGAGCGUGGAUCGCUUGGUGCGGUGAGACUUUACUGGAAAGAUGAAACCUGAUGAAACCCCUAUGUUUGACCCAAGUCUGCUCACAGAAGUGGACUGGAGUCAGAAUACAGCUACAUUUUCUCCAGCCAUUUCUCCAAUGAAUCCUGGAGAAGGCUUGGUUUUGAGGCCUCUUUGUACUGGCGACUUAAAUAAAGGUUUUGUUAAGUUACUGGGUCAGUUGACAGAGACUGGCGUCGUCAGCCCUGAGCAGUUCAUGAACACUUUUGAGCACAUGAAGAAGUCUGGGGAUUACUAUGUUACAGUUGUGGAAGAUGUGGCCCUAGGACAAAUUGUUGCCACAGCAACUCUGAUCAUAGAACAUAAAUUUAUCCAUUCAUGUGCUAAGAGGGGGAGAGUAGAAGAAGUCGUCGUUAGUCACGAGUGCAGAGGGAAGCAGCUUGGCAAACUAUUAUUAUCAACUCUCACUUUGCUAAGCAAGAAGCUGAACUGUUACAAGAUCACCCUUGAAUGUCUACCACAAAACGUCGGCUUCUACAAAAAGUUUGGCUAUACAGUAUCUGAAGAAAACUACAUGUGUCUGAGAAACCAAAAGUAAAGACCACCAUCAAGAUGAUGCUCCAAGGCUUUCCUAUUCAUUUUUGUUGCUUCGAUCCAGGGAGCUCCAUGCCUGCUAGACUGAAAACCACUGUAGUGUGCAAUGUAGUAGUGACAAGAGCCUGCCCGUGGCUGCUGGGACUUGCUCUGAGUUAAGAGUACAAAUGAUCAUAAAGGGGAUGAUUUUUAACCAAAGGAAUAUAUUUUCAACUUGAAUCUUUUCUUGCAUUGUAUUUUUCUAAAGUUUAUCUUCAUUUCCUGGUAGUCAAGAGUAUGGGUAGUAAAGAGUUAUGUCUGCUCUGUGCUGCUCGUUUUUAAAUAUAUGUAUAUAUAUUGAAUAAGGCUGUUUCUUAUCACAUAAAAUUAUUUUUGUCUCGUACAUCUAAACAGACUUAAGGGUGCACUGUUUCUGACAUUACAGGGAAUCAGAUAAACCUGUUGUUGUUACCAGAUACCUGUUUGCACAUGUAUUGUUGAACCUAGUACCCCACACAACUUGGACAGUCUUUUAAAGAAACAAGAGAAAUGAAAAUCGUGACAAGGUACAACAGUUUAACUAUUUUACUAACUAUUUGUAGAGUUCUGUGCAGACACUGCCCACCUAGCUGUCUGCCUGUCACAGGACGUUAGAAUCAUCCAAGGACAGAUCUUGAGACCCAGGGUUCUUUUCUUCAGUGAGUGAGGAGCUCUCAGUGGGGGUACUUUUACCCUGGUUUAUCAUGGCCAUCUGAAGCCUUUGAGCCACAAAAAUAUGUAUGGUACUGCCUUUGUGACAUCCUUAAAAUAACAGUAGCUUCUCUAUUUAAUGUGAUUAUAAUGGUACUGUUAUUCUGAUCACUGUCCUGUUUUAUUUAUUUUAAUGAAUUUUUAAAGUAGAAGAAUUAGAUACUUUAUUAACAAUGGUUCUAAUCUUUUGCAUUCCAUGAUAUCUCAUUAAACUUGUUUAUAUGAAUAGUUUCUCAUGUUAGAAUCUUGUCUUGUGUUUUCUUGUUUGUUGAGACAGGGUAAUCUGUAACCCAACCUGGCUAGCAGGAACUCACCAUGUAGUAGAAGACAGAACCUCGAACUCCCAAGCAUGUUCCAAGAGCUGGUAUUACAGGCAUGCACCAUCAUGAUCGGCUUGAGUCACUGAGGUUAAGACAUGGCUCAUAACAGCCCAGUUAGUUUUUAUGUAUUUUUGGGAUUACUUCAAUUGGAUUUGGAUUUCCCUCUAAUCAUUAUGGUGAUUUACCAAAAUAGAAAUACUUUUGCUACAGGCUUUAUCUCUGACAGUGAACUAAGUGACCUGUCACUAAUGAAAAUAACAGCUUUGUCUUAAGAAAUCCUGUAACCUUGACAGGGCUUUAUGAAGUUUUACCCAUGUCAAAUAAGCCUCCCCAAAAAGUGAAAAUUGAGUACCUUACUCUAUUGCUUACCAUUAAACUCUGGGGUAAAACCAUCUAUGUUAGUAUUGCAAUAAUCCCAUGGAGUCUUUGAGAUAUUCUCUUAAACCCCCUUUACAGAAACAGUUGUAUUAUGUCACCAACUGAAAACAGUUUCAAUAUUAAAUGUUCACUCACCCUUCUUAAUAUGUGGAAGUAAAGCUGGGUUACUUUUACCCAGAAGGCAAAGAAGUUUUGGGGCAUAAGGAGUAUGAAUGAGCUUCUCAAUCAUCUAUUAAGGUACAAUGGCACAACAGUUUUAAUACAACCACCAGUCUUCACAAAAUAAUUUUAAUACUUUGUGCCCAGGCUAGCAGCAUCUUGCAUCUGUGACAUUCCUAUACAUACAGAAGCAUUUCAUCUGAGUACAAAUGUUAAAAGCAGAGUAACAUAAGCCAUUGCCUAUACAGAGGUAAAGAGACACUGUAUGUUAUUUUUCUUGAAUCACUUUUUGCUGCAUAGUAAAUUGCAAUUACAUGUCAGUAUCAUGUUACUGAUUGAGAAAACACUUUGAACUGUGAGGUAUGGCAGCUCCCUGUGAGAGAGAGCUUAACAUGUAAACCUGAAUAUUUUGAGUGAUUUUUGUUUUCUUUAGCUGCCAUGAAUGGGAAAGACAAAGAAUAUCCAGCACUCAAGACUCUAGAAACUUAUUUUCCUAAUUAAAAAAAUAAAUAAAAUCCUUGAGUAAGUCUCAGCUAUUUCCUAUCAUUUCCUUAUUGGAGUGUUGUUGAAUGGACAAAGAUAACGAAUACUGAAGUGAAGUGAUGCUUUCGGCUCAUGGA
Onychomys torridus (southern grasshopper mouse) is the source of this 3024-nucleotide messenger RNA. It is a transcript of the gene Gnpnat1, whose product is annotated as glucosamine-phosphate N-acetyltransferase 1. The transcript has 6 exons. The record is from RefSeq and is a predicted model, not a curated record. Gene Ontology annotation, cellular component: endoplasmic reticulum-Golgi intermediate compartment; endoplasmic reticulum; Golgi apparatus. The coding region runs from base 268 to 822 and encodes 184 amino acids. Gene Ontology annotation, molecular function: glucosamine 6-phosphate N-acetyltransferase activity; monosaccharide binding. NCBI's taxonomy places the organism in Eukaryota, Metazoa, Chordata, Mammalia, Rodentia, Cricetidae. Gene Ontology annotation, biological process: UDP-N-acetylglucosamine biosynthetic process.